Salarias fasciatus (jewelled blenny) is the source of this 3374-nucleotide messenger RNA. RefSeq names its product ankyrin repeat and LEM domain containing 2 (gene ankle2). The coding region runs from base 466 to 3336 and encodes 956 amino acids. The transcript has 13 exons. Lineage: Eukaryota; Metazoa; Chordata; Actinopteri; Blenniiformes; Blenniidae. Gene Ontology annotation, molecular function: protein phosphatase 2A binding. Gene Ontology annotation, cellular component: endoplasmic reticulum. The record is from RefSeq and is a predicted model, not a curated record. Gene Ontology annotation, biological process: negative regulation of phosphorylation.
AACAAUGAGACUCUUCCAGACCGUCUCCAGCUUUGUGUCUCUCCAACAAAUUAUCUGUGCAAAAUUAACCGCUUUCCGGUAACUACGCGCAUACACCGUAAAAAUGGUCCUCGGUGAGUCCAGGGACACGUUUGUUAGCAGAUGUCAUCGCGUCCACUCGGAUUUUUAUCGGCAUCAUCUCAGCGGAGACGUAUCAAAUCGGUCGCGUUGCAGCCCGAAAGCCCACCUCGAAUGACAUACUUGGGCGUGACAGCAUGCGAGUGAACAGACCGAUGUUGUUAUGAAUCAUCCAGCUUUUUUGUGGCAUUUCGGUCCCGGAUGCACGUUUUCCAGCGCCUGCUUGGAUUUUUGAUGUGUUAGCUUUGCCACACUCAGUUCCCGGCGUGCAAAGCUGACCUGCUGGUUAGCAAGCUAGCUAGCAGAUGCUAGCCCAACAUUAGUGUCUGUGGCCCUGGGAGCUGAAGGAUGGAGGCGGUUCUGAGCAGACUGAGGGAACUAAGUGCCGAUGAGCUGCGGGAGGAGUUUGCCAGAGCGGACCUCAAGUGUGGCCCCAUCACCGCUACCACUCGAGCCACCUUCGAAAGGAAGUUAGCCCGCUUUCUGGCCGGAUCGGAAAGCAACGCAACUGAAACUGAUGGCAAAUCUUCGGACGGUGUCUCAGGCUGCUCGGCAGACUAUGCCAAACCUUUGCCGUGUGCUACCUCCACAGUUGCACCUACCGCUGCUGCGGCGACCAGCAGCUGCCCCUCUGAUGCUGCCGGCGAGGAGUUGGACUUUGGUUAUGGUGUCGGUCUCAACCCUCCAGAGGAGGAGGACAUUUUAGUAAAGAAGGCCUCGGGCAGCUCUGCUGAAGACGGCAUCUCUCAGUCCAAAACAGAAACUCCUUCAAAGCCAGCACAAGUGUCCCCAACCUUUUAUUAUGGAGUAUGUCCACCGUGGGACGAUGUUCUGGCUCGGAAUGAGGGAGUACAUGUGUACACAGAUAAGAAAGAUGCACUUCAAGCCGUAAAGAUGAUGAAGGGAGCGCGCUUCAGCAAAGCUUUUUCCAAUCGAGAGGACGCCGAGAAGUUUGCCAAGGGGCUGUGUGACUAUAGCGAACAUUUCCCUUCUCCCAACAAGUCUGCUCCCUGUGUGUCCCCCAUCAAGCCAGGCCUGGCCGUCAGUAAGGACAACAUGGAGGUUGAUACCAUAAACCGGGAGCGAGCCAACAGUUUCAAGAGCCCCCGCACCCAGGAUCUGACCGCCAAGCUGCGCAAGGCUGUGGAGAAAGGCGACGAGCUGGCCUUCUGCGAUUUGGUCUGGAGCAACCCACGCUAUCUCAUUGGCUCAGGGGAUAAUCCCACUAUUGUACAGGAGGGCUGCCGCUACAACGUCAUGCACGUGGCCGCAAAGGAGAACCAGGCUGGCAUCGCCCAGCUGCUGCUGGACACUUUGGAGAACCCGGAGUUCAUGCGCCUCAUGUACCCCGAUGACCAGGAAGUCAUGCUGCAGAAACGCAUCUGCUACAUUGUAGACUUAUACCUCAACACCCCAGACAAGGCUGGGUUUGAAACGCCACUUCACUUUGCCUGUAAGUUUGGGUGUCCAGAUGUGGUGAACGUCCUGUGCUCUCAUCCCGACAUCGAUAAAAACUGCAAGAACAAGGAUGGACUGAAGCCGAGUGACCUCAUCUGUAGCAGGAAAAACAAAACUCAAGAAGUCAGGCAGAAGAUAAGCGACUACUUGGAGGAUCGCUGCUAUGUCCCUCUGCUGAGGGCGUCCGACAACACCUCUCAGCCUGUCAUCGGCGCUCCGUGGUCGCCCGAGGCCUCGGAGAGCCUCUCGCUGAUCCAGCGGCACACGAGAAGCCCCAAGGACCCCCUGAUGACCGUGACUGCCUUUGCUGGACCGCUCAGUCCUUCCAAAGCGGAUGAUUUUCGUCGGUUCUGGAAGACGCCACCCAGAGACCGAGCAGUAUUUUUCCAUGACAUCCUCAAGUCUGAUAUUGACCGUGGAGCAGAAAGAGUGGGCAGAGACCUGGCUCAUGAAAUGGGACACCCCUGGGCUGAGUAUUGGGACUUCUUGGAAUGUUUCGUUGAUCUGUCGUCUGCCGAGGGUCUGCGCAAGCUGGAGGAGUACCUGAGCAGGAAGGACUUCAGUCCACGAGCUCACGAGGAAACAGGAGAAAAUGAGACCAGCAACAGGUUCAAAACCCCAUCUCCAGGCAAGCCCAAAAAGUUCUGCAACUCCAUUUCUGUCGGUGCCUUCCUGGACGAGGGCGACGACAUCAGCCUUGAGGAGAUGAAGAACCGGCAGAACGCAGCGCUCACCAGCAUCACCUCCUCCGCUGCGUCCAAGGACGUCCUGAAGGGCGCCGUGGGCGGCCGCGAGUUCCACAUCGCGCUGCACCACCGCGGCGCCGACCUCAUCGAGACGGCCGCCGAGCAGGACCUGCUGUGCUGCUGCAGCGACGGCCUCCUCUCGCCCGGGGUCGUCUGCAAGAACAAGGUGUGCGCCUCCUCCAGAGACAGGACUCACAACGGGGACAAGGUGUCCCCGCGCACGUCCCCGUCCUCGUCCAGCCUGCUGUCGCCCAUCUCCAACCUCAUGGUGAAGUUCGAGCGCAUGACGCUGCAGGAGCCGCCGGACGGCGCCGGCGGCUGCCGGGAGAGGAGGAGCAGCGGGGGGAGCCGCGGCUCCCUCUCCGCCUCGGACCUGAGCUCCGGGCUGCACCGGCUGUCCCUCGGCCACGAGGCCGGGGCGGAGGACAGGCGCAGCAGCGGCAGCUCGGAGGAGUACUUGGAUGUGGAGGAGAGCCUGGAAGAGCUGGGGAGGACUAGGGGGGCGGUGACCGGGACGCGCAACUUCUGCGCCCGGUCCAAGUCGUGGGACCACGGCGGCAGAGACCUGAGCAGCUCGGGAUCCUCGGGCUCCUCCUAUAAGUCUCUAGAUAACUCACACGAGUUCCUACCCAGAACCCCGCCGCAUAUCAGGAGAGGACUAUUCAUCGACGGAGACUCUCCCUCCAAGUUGGACAGAGAAGUGUUGCUGGCGCUGGAGAGGGUAGACCUGGACGCGCAGAAGUAUCCCAGCAUUCACAAGUGGAAGAGCACAAUGAAAUCCUACUCUGCCUCAGAUAUGCAGAGCUGGCCCAGCCCUGCUGUGGUCAAACCACGACUCAGGAUGCAGCAUCACACCCCCGGCUCCCCCAUCAGCGGCCUGAUGUCCCCCACCGGCCGCUUCAGCCCCGCCCGGCACGCCGCCUCGCCGGACUUCAGCCCCGGCCGCUACAGCCCCGCCAGCGUCGGCUACAUCCAACGCAUCCGCCUCAAGCACUUGAAUGAGCCGACGGCUUAAAAAAAAAAAAAAAGCCUAGCCCGUCGUCCCCGUUCGCC